CAUUGCCAACUGCCCAGUGCCCAUGCGCACGCGGCCAGACGGCCCACACCCCCUGGCCCAGAUUCUCAGCACAGGCCACAGACAGCACACAACACUCACGUGACCGCGUCUCACACAUCUGAAUCUUUUGAUUCUUCUUUCAUUCUCUGCGUUCUCACUUCUCAGUUCCCGUUCACUUUCGUUUAGGGUUUCAUACUUAAAUAUUUCGUCGCCGUCGUCGAUUACCGCCCAUCGCUUGCUCGCGGAGCCUUGUGAAUCUGUGACAAUCCUCGCCUUGUCGCUCGUCGUUACAGUGGUUUUACUUUCGUCGUUGUCGUCGUCGACUACCGCCCAUCACUCACUUGCUGCUUCAGCUUCACGAACCACGGAACCAGGUCUACUCCAUAUAAGAUCAUACGACGUCGUUUUGAUGAUAGUUAACAGAAGACCCAAGCCCAACUCGGUAGUUUUAUGCACUGUGCGCCUUCGCGGUUGGGGACUGAGCACUUCUACUCUCAGCUGCGCGGCUGACCACCACGACCUCCUCCUCUGCACGACCGCCGUGCGCUAGAACAUCUGUCUCGCUCUUAUCCAGAUUCAAGAUCAGAUCCCCUCUCUCUUUGAGCGUCUUCACUGUUUUGGCGUAGGGAGAGAAAGAGAGAAGGUUGCCUCCCUCUGCUGUUACAAUGGCGCUGAGAAUGGCGAUGCUAAAGAGCACCAGGGCAAACAUGUGGUGCAGGAUAGGGCUGAGAAGGUGGACUCAUGUGGUUGCCCAACCUGCGACACCUGAUGGGAUCAUAGGCCAUACGGCCGUAUCGCCACCGUUGGUUUUGCCUGAGUUUGACCCAAACUCAAAGAACAAUCUUGAACUCCCGAGAUUCUCCUUUGGUGGAUCAAUGGAACUUAUGGCCGUCCCCAAGAAGAAGGUUUCUCCCCACAAGAGAGGCAUAAGAAAUGGACCAAAGGCUUUGAAACCUGUUCCAGUGAUAAUCCGGUGCAAGAGUUGCGGAAGAGUUAAGCUGCCACACUUCUAUUGUUGCAGCGGGCAGAGGGGAAACACUGGUGAACAAAGCGGUCCAGCCAAUUGAUUGCACCCUAUUCUAGUGAAGCUCCAAGACUGCAGUGGAGACAACUAAGUGUGCAUCUUCCUCAUUUUGGUCCGGAACUGUUUGUAGUUUGCGGGGGUUGCUUUGUACAUAGCUUGUGUCUUUUAGUUGGUACUUCUAAAUCAAAUCUUUAUAUUACAAUGGCAUUAUCCACCCCAUUGAGUUUGCAGAGAAAUCAUUGGCCUUUAACAUUUUUGUAGAUGUCUUUUUGCACAUGAGCCCCAAAUGUCAGGAUUUUGCUGUUACAAUUUAAGUAAAGAUUUUUGUUA
Messenger RNA from Malania oleifera, 1354 nucleotides. RefSeq lists its product as uncharacterized. The record is from RefSeq and is a predicted model, not a curated record. Gene Ontology annotation, molecular function: structural constituent of ribosome. Gene Ontology annotation, cellular component: mitochondrial large ribosomal subunit. The transcript is spliced from 7 exons. The coding region runs from base 666 to 1067 and encodes 133 amino acids. Gene Ontology annotation, biological process: translation. Lineage: Eukaryota; Viridiplantae; Streptophyta; Magnoliopsida; Santalales; Ximeniaceae.